This is a messenger RNA of Magnolia sinica, 1232 nucleotides long. RefSeq lists its product as uncharacterized. Bases 180 to 1046 code for a protein of 288 amino acids. The record is from RefSeq and is a predicted model, not a curated record. The transcript is spliced from 9 exons. Lineage: Eukaryota; Viridiplantae; Streptophyta; Magnoliopsida; Magnoliales; Magnoliaceae.
UGGGCGGACAUUUCUAUGAAAGAAAAUAGCUCAUAAACACACUUCAACGGUGCCAGCUACCAAACCCAACCAUCUCUCUCUCUCUCUCUCUCUCUCUCUCUCUCUCUCUCACUCUCUCUCUCUCGAUUUCCACAUCUCUCGAUCUCGAUUUCUGGUUCUGGCAUUUCUGCUCAUCUUCUAUGGAAACUGCUGCGAUUCUCCGCUCAUUUCACUGUACUGUAGGAACAAUUCCACGAGUUCAGUCCUUCCUUGAGAAGCCUGGUCUUCCUAUAUAUAAUGCUACCUCGAACAAGCCAUUAUUUAUGCCAGGGCUCAGAGUAGGGAGAAGGUUUAUUUCCUCUCCAGUGGAUAGAAAAGAAUCAUUCAUACCUAAUGCAAAGGCCUCCGAAACUACAUUACCUGCAACACCUGAUGUUUCUUCAGAUAGCAGUUCACAAGGGCCAUUGGAGGAGAAAAAUCUGCGGGCUACAACUUUUCCUAAUGGGUUUGAGUCACUGAUCCUGGAAGUGUGUGACGAGACAGAUGUUGCAGAACUAAUAAUGAAGGUUGGAGACUUUGAAAUGCAUCUGAAACGGAACAUAGGAGCCAUAGUAGCUCCAACACCACCUGUUGUUUCACCUUCAACACCACCUCCUGUUCCAACCAAACCCAUGGUUGAAUCAGUAUCUACCGCCCCACCAGCUCCGCCGCCAAAAUCCUCUCUAGCAACCUCUAGCCCUUUUGCAAAUGUAUCUCUGACGAAGUCAUCAAAGCUAACGGUUUUAGAGGCUUCAGGAAAUACUUCAUACGUCAUAGUAUCAUCACCGACGGUUGGUUCAUUCCGAAGGGGAAGAACUGUGAAAGGAAAGAAGCAGCCUCCAAUUUGCAAAGAGGGGGACAUCAUCAAAGAAGGGCAAAUCAUUGGUUAUUUGGAUCAGUUCGGAAAUGAGCUUCCAGUUAAAUCGGACGUAGCUGGAGAAGUCCUAAAGCUUCUAUACAAGGAGGGUGAGGCAGUAGGCUACGGUGAUCCGAUUGUUGCUGUCUUGCCUUCAUUCCGUGGGAUUUAGUGAGCUCCUCUUUCUGGCCACACCACUGUUCUCUUACACCAGGAGCCUUCUAUUUCUCAACUCUUAUGUAAUUUUUCCAGUGAGUAAAUGGAUGUAAGCAGCUAUAUUUUAUUUGCUGGACAUUUUAUCUGAUAAUUAGAUAUUUGCGGGAGUAAUAAAUUUAAGGAGAGUUAAGGAUUUGUUUUA